Molecule: messenger RNA, 3903 nt
Organism: Meriones unguiculatus (Mongolian gerbil)
Lineage: Eukaryota; Metazoa; Chordata; Mammalia; Rodentia; Muridae
Gene: Lyrm7
Product: LYR motif containing 7
Exons: 5
Coding region: 99-413 (104 amino acids)
Biological process (GO): mitochondrial respiratory chain complex III assembly
Source: RefSeq, a predicted model, not a curated record
UGGUUGCUACGCGGAAGCGUCGCCGGCUACGCCCUGGCCCUGAUUGGUUGCCGGGGAGGGGGCGGGCUCGAGAGGCGGAGGCAGCGGCGUGGGGAGCCAUGGGUCAGCCAGCCAAGGUUUUACAGCUCUUUAAAACACUGCACAGGACCAGACAACAGGUUUUUAAAAACGAUAGAAGAGCAUUAGAAGCAGCCAGAGCAAAGAUAAAUGAAGAAUUCAAAAAACACAAAAGUGAGACCUCUCCGGAGAAAAUAAAGGAGAUGAUGAAAAUAGGCUCCGAUGUUGAACUAUUGCUCAGAACAUCUGUCAUUCAAGGUAUCCACACUGACCACGACACACUGAAACUGGUUCCCAGGGAAGAUCUUCUUGUAGAAAACGUGCCCUACUGUGACGCGCCAACCCAGAAGCAGUAAAGCUGCCAGGACAAAACCAGCCUCUGCUCCUUCCCAUUUAAAAUACAUACAUGACAAAGAUCCUGGCCACGCACAUAUUUCUCUCUGAGCCACGGGCUAGGGGCUACAGAGCGCCGCAGUGUUCUGAGGACACAGCAAUACCCUCCCUUCUCACGGACAGGCAGCCCUUACAUGGAGACUGAAUGCUUGGGUGGGUGGGGCAUUCUUCUCUUUCCCUUUGGUAGGUGUUUUGGUCUUACCAAAGCUGUUUGCCAAUGAAGCACUUUCCCAACUUGGUGAUUUCCCACCCCAUGGGAAACACAACUGCUAAAUAUAAAAUGCUACACUGAAUUGGUGUUUAAUCCCCCAAGUAUUAAGUUGGUAAAAAGUUAACAUUUUUCUGCCAGCUCUCCGCCUAAAGCAGCCAUUGUGUCCAAGAGUCCUGUGGUUAUUUCUGCAGCUAACGAAGAUUAUGUAGCUUAUUUCUCUGCAUUCUUAUAGAGACAACUUUCCCCUUGUUUUAUGUGUAUGGAUGUUUUGCUUGCAUAAGUGUCCACGGUGUCUACAGAGGUCAGGAGAAGAGAUCGGGUUCCCUGGGACUGGACCUGUAGAUGGCUGUGAGCUGCCAUGUGGGUGCUGGGAAUUGAACUUAAGCUCCCUAGGACAGCAUCCAGUGCUCUAAAUCACUGAGCUACCUCUCCAGGCCCUAUAAAGACAUUUUAAACAGUCUUCUGAAGAGAGCUAGAUGAAAUGUUAAAAUCAUUUUGGGUCACUAUAGAAUAAAGACAUCCCAGCAUUUUUAGGAAGUAGUGGCCCUCUGUCAGACUACUUGUGGUCUUUGUAGAACUAGCUGUAUUUGGAUCACAGACUGUUGUGAAAUGUUAUAGAUAGCUACAUUCCCUCCUCUCUCCCUUCUUCCCCCUCUCCCUCCCUCCCUUCCUCUCUUUUCAGAUAGGAUCUCACUGUGUAGUUCUAGCCUCAAACUCUGAGAUCCACUUGAGAUGGAUUGCUGUGAGUUCGAGGACAGCCGGUCUACAAAGGGAGUCCAGGACAGCCAAGGCUACACACAAAAAAACGGUGUCUCAAAAAAACAACAAAAACAAAGCAAAGCAAAACAAAACAAAAAAGCAAGCAGGGCCUGAGAUGGCUCAGUGGUUAAGAGCUCUUGCUGCUCUUCCCUAAGACCUGAUUUCAGUUCCCAGCACCCCUGUCAGGUAGAUCACAACUAUCACUUCAGCUCCAGGGGAUCUAGUGCCCUCUGCUGGCCUCCAGAGGCACUGCAUUUACAUGUACAAACUCAAACCAACAAUAUGCACAUAUACGUAAUAAAAAUAAAGGAAUCUUGGAGCAAGAAAUCCAACUAGCAAUUCGUUUGUGUGCAUCAGUGUUUUACUGCCAUGUAUGUCAGUUCACCAUGGUGUGCCUGGUGCCCACAGGGACCAGAAAAGUGUGUCAGAUCCCUUAGAACUGAGAUGGUUGUGAGCUGCCAUGUGGGUGCUGGGAAUUGAGCCUAGGUCCUCUGGAACAGCAGCCAGUGCUCUUAAGCACUGAGCCAUCUCUCUAGGCCCUCAACCCAAUUUUUUUUUUUUAAGAUUUAUUUAUUUAUUACUUACACAGUAUUCUACCCGCGUGUGUGCCUGCAGGCCAGAAGAGGGCACCAGAUCUCGGAUGGUUAUGAGCCACCUUGUUGCUGGGAAUUGAACUCGGAACCUUUGGAAAAACAGCUAGUGCUCUUAACCUCUGAGCCAUCUCUCCAGCCCCCCUCAAAUUAGUUUUAAAAAUAAAUAUUUGAACAGAUGUCUCAUCAAAAAAGAGUCACAGGAGCUGACUUGCAAGUCUUGGAACCCACGUGAUGGAAUGAGAGAACCAAACUCAUGCACACACAAUCCUAAUUUUUAUUUUUUUAUUUUUUGGUUUUUUGAGACAGGGUUUCUUUGUGUAGCUGUCCUGUACCUCACUCUAUAGACCAGGUUGGAUUAAAACUCGCAAAGGCCUGCCCCAGCCUACUCUUAAGGCUCUGCUGGGUUUAAAGGUGUGCACCACCACUGCCUGGCUAAUUUUUUUUUCUUUUUUUAGAUUUAUGUAUUUUACUCUAUUUUAUGGAUGUUUUGCCUGUGUGCGUUUAUGUGUGCCACACGAAACUUUGUUGUAUCAUCCCCUGGGGUUGUGGAUGAUUGUCAGCCAACAUUCGGGUGUUGGGAAUUGAGCGCGGGUCCGCAAGAGCAACAAGUGCCCUUAACCACUGAGCUAUCUCUCCAGCCACACUUUUUUGUUGUUGUUUAACACUGUCAGGUACUGGAAAUUAAAAUCACAGUGACAUACUGUUAUGUGUCUAUUAGAAUGGCCAAAAUCUGGAUGGCUGACAGUUUCAAGUGUUGGCAGGGAUAAGACUUUUCUGAGACAGGCUCUCACUAUGUAGCCCUGGCUAGUCUGGAACAUAUUAUAUUUGCUUUUUGCCUUAUUUUAUCAAAUCCCUAGAUCAUCCACCAUCCUUUUGGCUCAGGACAGAUCCAAGAUUUAUUGUGAUGAUUACCUGUGUUCCGUCAUGAUUUCAGGCCAACCCUUUAAGGGUGAUGUCUCAGCAAAACAUGGCAGCAGACAGGAAACACUUGGCUAAGCCUGGUGGGGAGUGGGGGUGGGGUGAGCAUAACAUUAAAAUGACUGUUUCUACUGACCUACUUGUGACAAUCAAGUUCUACCUCCUAAAGGUUCCACACUCUUCAAAACAGCCCUACAAGUUAGGGAGAAAAAAAAAGCAUUUAAAACACAAACCUGUGGGAGGCAUCUUAGAGUCAAACUGUAACUCUGUGUGUGUGUGUGUGUGUGUGUGUGUGUGUGUGCGCGCGCGUGUGCACCUGUGAUCGCGUACAUGCACGGAAGUCAGAGAAUAACUCUGGGAGUUGGUUCUCUGGGAAUUGAACAUGGGUCAUCAGGUUGGACAGCAAGAACCUUUUUUUCUGCUGUGCCACCUCACUGAUCCACACCACAGGUAUCCUGAGUUAGAGCCGUGACGGGCUGGGGCUAUAGCUCAGCGGUACAGUACCUGUACAAUACAUACAAGGCCUGGGGGUCAGUCUCCAGUACUGCAGGAAAAACAACAGAGGAAAUAGAGUGAGGACUGACAAUUCUGUGAGAAGUCUGCGGAGGUGUGGGCUGGAAUGGCCCAGCGGGGAUUCUGUGCCUGCCUUUGUCAGGAGGCCCAAGGAUACCUGGAGAUUCCCAUACUGCUUUUCAAUAUGAAAAUUAAUUCUAGGGAUAAGGAUGUGGCUCUGUUUGCCAAACGCUUGCUUAGUGUGUAUGAAGCCCUGAGUUCUGUCCCCAGCACUGCAUAACCAAAGCGGUUCCCAGAACUGGGGGUGCUGGGGUGGGGGAGUAUUAGAGGCUUGAGGGUCAGAAGUUCAAGAUCAACCUCAGCGCUAUAGCAGGUUUGAAGCUAGCCUAUGAUGUGUGAGACCCUGUCUCAAAAAAUGAUAAUGGAAUAAUUUAUUAAAACAUUGUUUAUAAGCUAUAA